GGAGCUGGUGGGGUGCUCGGUGACGGCCAGGCAAGGCGAGUCACCACCAGUAGGAAGGAGAGUGUUGUUGGCGGUGGUGGUGGCCAGUCGCGAGUGAGUGAUUCCACCUUGACUCACGACUCUGCGUCACGUCACAGCGAGUCACGAGCUGGAGACACUACGGGCAAGGCGACGAGGAGGCUGCCCUGACGAGGUGCUGGGGAAGGAAGGCGUCACGUGGCGAGAAGGAGGAGGCGGAGAGGAAUGCAGGAAGGAAGGCAGGCGCUUGUAGCCUUCAGGAGGUUAACGAACUGGCUCACCUAAUCAUCUCCCUCACCGUUACUAAGAACUAUUUGGAAACCUGUAGUGUAACAAAUAUACCCUAGAAAAACUACAAAUUAAGAGAAAAAAAGAAAAAAGGGAUUCAUUUUGUCUUUUCUACAUAUAAGAGACUCGCACGAGAUAAUAAAAACACAUCUUUCAACAUUACAAGUGGCUAUGGAGGAAACAAACUAAUCCAGCAGUGACCAGAUUUAAACACACGAACUCAGAGAACGAACAGUAAACUCAUGUAGUGUGAUGCGCAAACACCCAAGGCACUCGAUCUCCACCUAGCGGCACUCAACCAAUAAAACAGGAGUGACGGUGCGUUGUACGGUGACCUGUGACCUGGUGAGGCUGCGGGGCGUCCUUCACCAGUACUAUGACGCGGGGAGACACUGGGGAGGAUGAGUCGCCCGGGGAGUGAGGUGCAGGGGAGGUGUGUAAAUGCAACAACGCUUCCCUGGAUCCUCUUGCUUCCCCUGGUCUUCAGUUCUGUCUCCGCUACCCUCGCUGCCAUCAAUCAUCAUGCCUUCUGUGGAGAGUCGUCCCACACGCACCGCUACUACAUGCGCAUCAUCGGGGGGCGCAGCGUACUGGCGGGGGAGUGGCCGUGGCAGGUGGCGCUCCAGCAGAAGAACCCCUACAGCGGGAAGCGUCUUGGCCAGCACUGCGGCGGCACCCUCAUCCACCCCUCCUGGGUCCUCACUGCCGCACACUGCAUCGUGGACCCUGUCUUCAAGUUCGCCCUGCCUCCUCCCUUCUGGACGGUGCGGGUCGGGGAAGUGAGCCUCUCUUCAGACACACGCCGCCUCUACCCUGUCUCCAAAAUCAUCACGCAUAAGUACUUCGAUCCUAAGACCUGGGACAACGACAUAGCUCUGGUGAGACUCAGGAGACCGCUGGACCUAGAAGAACACGCCGGCCUCGUCAACACAAUCUGCCUCCCAUCCAGAAACAUGUCAUUCCUUGGCCUUCAGUGCUCCGUCACGGGGUGGGGCAGGACAAAAGAGCACGGAAGCAACUCAGACCUGCUGCAGAUGAUUCGCGUGCCAGUGGUGAGCAACAAGAAGUGCCAGGGCGCGUACAAGAAGGUCAGCCCCGUGAACAGCAGGAUGAUCUGUGCAGGAUGGGAGCACGGAGGCGUAGGACCGUGCGUGGGUGACAGCGGUGGUCCUCUGCAGUGCCGUGCCAAGGGCGGGCCGUGGACACAGGCGGGCAUCACCUCCUGGGGAGUGGGGUGCGCCAAGCCUUCCUUCCCGGGAGUCUACAUAAGGGUCACUGACUACCUCGAUUGGAUCUACAAACACAUGGAGAUGACCUACUGACGCUGGUCCUCUGUAGGGAAGUAAUGGUUCUUCUUACCGUGUACCUGCCGCGGCCCGGGCCCUCUCCUGGUGCUCUGAGAGCUGUGUUGUGCGUCUGUACCUGUUAUAAUGUUGCACGUGACCUCUGUGCAGCUGCGUGGCGUUAGUUAGUGGCUCUAUGCAGUUUGACGUUUCUUGUGCGUAGUUGUAUUUCGUAGUGAUGGACGCUGAUUGAUUACUGAUUGAUUUGUAUUAUGAAUGUGUGACUUGGUGUCGGUGAGGAGUUGACCACGCUAGUUACUAAAGAGAACAGCAAACUACUCAUUCGAUUACACUUGUUUAUAGCGUCAAUAUAAACUUUUCAACACUGACACAAAACUCGUACAUAUCAUAUAGUAUAUUAUUAAGUGUGAUGAUAGAAAUAAUGAUAAUCAGUGAUAUCAGUCAUUGCGUUCAGCCUUUGAUAUUGUAAUCUAAUAAACAUAUUUCCUUA
Molecule: messenger RNA, 2100 nt
Organism: Portunus trituberculatus (swimming crab)
Lineage: Eukaryota; Metazoa; Arthropoda; Malacostraca; Decapoda; Portunidae
Product: transmembrane protease serine 3-like
Exons: 7
Coding region: 708-1628 (306 amino acids)
Biological process (GO): proteolysis
Molecular function (GO): serine-type endopeptidase activity
Source: RefSeq, a predicted model, not a curated record